Molecule: messenger RNA, 2116 nt
Organism: Bradysia coprophila
Lineage: Eukaryota; Metazoa; Arthropoda; Insecta; Diptera; Sciaridae
Product: solute carrier family 22 member 16
Biological process (GO): transmembrane transport
Cellular component (GO): membrane
Molecular function (GO): transmembrane transporter activity
Source: RefSeq, a predicted model, not a curated record
UGUACGAAGUUCAUCCGUCCGUCGAGACUGUAAAAUGUAAGAAUAUUCAAAAGUAUUUCACAAAAGUUUAAAAUAAGUUCGUCAUUAGAUUGGGUGCAAAGUCGAAGAUUUAAAGUAAUGUAAACUCAUAUACCUACACGGUAGAUCAAUUAAUUGCUUCUUUUACGACCUAUUAAUUCAGAUAAGAUGUAAUGCUUGUUAAUCAAUGAUAUAUUGAGUUGGUAUGUCUGUGAUAGGUAAACUCGAUUCGACUGAAGUGUGAGCUGAAAAUAAUCGAAACGUUUCGGCAGCAAGUUGAAUGAAUUAGUGUAAUACGGUGAUCGGACUGGUUGGAGCGCACCACUGUAGUCAAACGAUUUUUUUAUUUUUUGGUUGAGAUUCGAGCAGAUUAGAGGUGACGUAAACUGUGCAAAACAAUGGACACCGAAAGUCAUCAAAGUAGAAAAUUUAGUGAAAUUGAGCAGUCAACGAAAGCAGCUAUUUUAAGUGAGGUGAAUAGGCAAGGAGAUGGAACUUCAAAAUUGUGGAAAGUUUUUGUUCUAUGUAUGACACCGGGAAUUUUGAAUGGACUGUACGUCUCUUCGUACGUAUUUUUGGGUCAUAUGCCAAAUAACUUGACUUGUGUCAUUCCGUCCCUAACUGAGGCCUACUGGAGUCAUGAAGAAAUCAAAAACAUUUCCACAAGACUGGUGUCGGACAAAUGUAAAAUUCGCAAUUGGAAUUACACCUUAUUGAGUGAGUUGACAUUUGAAAGUGCCUAUCAGUACGUUACAGCUGCAGAUUUACCAUCGGAAAUACCCUGUAGAAAAUCGGAAGAAAACUUUUUCGCCUAUGACAAUGAGGGAUUGUCAAUCGUAGCAGAGUGGGAUUUGAUUUGCGACCGUGAAAUUCUAAGAACAACGGUGCAAGUAGCUCUCUAUGUAGGAAAAUUUUUGGGAGCAUUCAUUUUUGGCAUAAUAGCAGACAAGUAUGGGAGAAAAACCAGUGUAACAAUUGCCAGUAUUCUUUACAUAGUAUGUGGACCUGUAUCAGCGUUCGUUGACAUUUAUUGGCUUUUUUUGAUAUGUCGAAUUGGUCUCGGUUUAGCUGGAUCUGGCGUCUAUCAUUCAGCUUACACGAUUCUUACCGAAUUCGCGUCGAUAAAAUAUCGAUCAACUCUAAGCAUCUUCUUUAGUGUAUCUUAUCCCAUUGGUAUGAUGAUCUUAGCAAUUUUUGCAUAUUUCAUACACCCAUGGCGACAACUUCAGAUAGCCCUGUCAGUACCGGCCGUAUGUUUAGUCGUUCACUUCUUUUUACUAGAAGAAUCACCCAGAUGGCUGAUGAGCAAGGGCAAAAUUAGCGAAGCCCACAAAAUUGUCUUCCGUAAACCGAUGGCCGAACAAGAGCAUUUUGAGUUGGAAAAACUAAAAAAGCUUCAAGCUGAUCGAUCAAAGACACGUAAAGGGAACAACGUCUUGACCAACAUAUUUAACGGAAUCAAGACUGGAAGCUCUGAACUCAUCGAUUUGUACGGCAACAAAUUGCUUCGCCGCAGAUUACUGAUAUGCCAUUUUACCUUUUUCAUGUCAUCGUUGACCUAUUAUGUGAUUGCAUUGAACGGUGACAACUUCCUCGCAAAUCAGUAUUUUUAUGUAGCCGUCACCGGUCUGACAGAGGUUCCCAGUUACAUUGUACCGUGCAUAAUGUUCAAAUGGAUGGGACGCAAACGAGUGUCGUUGAUUCUAUUCUUCCUAGCUGGAACUGCUCUCCUAUCCAUCCUUGCAGUACCGCUGGAUUACACCGAUGCCGUCAUUGGUGUGGCUUUAUUCGGCAGAACGUGCAUCAGUGCCGUUUUCGUCGUUGUUAUCUUACACACAGCAGAACUAUUUCCAACAACUAUCAGAAGUUCGGCAAUUGGAACUAGCUCCACAAUGGCUCAUAUUGGUUCAAUUUCGGCUCCGUACAUAGUUGACGGUCUGGGAUCAUUGAAGUGGUUCAUACCGUCCACGAUAUGUGGUAUAUGCUCGGUAAUCGCUGGACUUUUAGUUUUGGGUCUGCCAGAAACGGAACACGUAGAACUGAAUGACACGGUUGAAGAGGAAACGACAAGGGAGAUUAAAUGAAUUUUAAGGAAUUU